Molecule: messenger RNA, 4910 nt
Organism: Onychomys torridus (southern grasshopper mouse)
Lineage: Eukaryota; Metazoa; Chordata; Mammalia; Rodentia; Cricetidae
Gene: Ncam1
Product: neural cell adhesion molecule 1
Exons: 17
Coding region: 337-2547 (736 amino acids)
Biological process (GO): cell adhesion
Cellular component (GO): membrane
Molecular function (GO): protein binding
Source: RefSeq, a predicted model, not a curated record
AUUUGUGGUCGGCGUGGUGGAAGGACACAGUGAGGUUCUCACCUCCGCCCCCCGCCCGUCGCUCGCAUCCCCAGUUCCAUCAAAGCCAACCCGGACCAGCGCAGGGAUCUCCGAGUUGCGAGUGUGCUGAGGCUGGGACUGUCACUCAUUCUCCGCUCAGCGCGUGAACGCAGCUCGGCAGUGGCUGGCAGGAAACAAUUCUGCAAAAAUAAUCAUACCCAGCCUGGCAAUUGUCUGCUUCUCGGUCCGUUGCUCCGCCGCCGUCCACAGUCGCUAGCAAGGGGAAGGCACAGAAUUUACCGCGGCCAGAACAUCCCUCCCAGCCGGCAGUUUACAAUGCUGCGAACUAUGGAUCUCAUCUGGACUUUGUUUUUCCUGGGAACUGCAGUUUCCCUGCAAGUGGAUAUUGUUCCCAGCCAAGGAGAAAUCAGCGUUGGAGAGUCCAAAUUCUUCCUGUGUCAAGUGGCAGGAGAAGCCAAAGAUAAGGACAUCUCCUGGUUCUCCCCCAAUGGGGAAAAGCUGAGCCCAAACCAGCAGCGGAUCUCGGUGGUGUGGAACGAUGACGACUCCUCCACACUCACCAUCUACAAUGCCGAUAUCGACGAUGCUGGCAUCUACAAGUGUGUGGUCACUGGCGAGGAUGGCACCCAGUCUGAGGCCACUGUCAACGUGAAGAUCUUCCAGAAGCUCAUGUUCAAGAACGCACCAACCCCGCAGGAGUUCAAGGAAGGAGAAGAUGCAGUGAUUGUGUGUGAUGUGGUCAGCUCUCUGCCCCCGACCAUCAUCUGGAAACAUAAAGGCCGAGAUGUUAUCCUGAAAAAAGAUGUCCGAUUCAUAGUCCUAUCCAACAACUACCUGCAGAUCCGGGGCAUCAAGAAGACAGAUGAGGGCACUUACCGCUGUGAGGGCAGAAUCCUGGCCCGGGGAGAGAUCAACUUCAAGGACAUUCAGGUCAUUGUGAAUGUACCGCCCACUGUCCAGGCCAGACAGAGCAUCGUGAAUGCCACUGCUAACCUGGGCCAGUCUGUCACCCUGGUGUGCGAUGCUGAUGGGUUCCCAGAGCCUACCAUGAGCUGGACAAAGGAUGGGGAACCCAUUGAAAACGAGGAGGAAGAUGAUGAGAAGCACAUCUUCAAUGAUGACAGUUCUGAGCUGACCAUCAGGAACGUGGACAAAAACGAUGAGGCCGAGUAUGUCUGCAUUGCUGAGAACAAGGCUGGCGAGCAGGAUGCGUCUAUCCACCUCAAGGUCUUUGCAAAGCCCAAAAUCACCUAUGUAGAGAAUCAGACUGCCAUGGAACUAGAGGAACAAGUUACUCUUACCUGUGAAGCCUCAGGAGAUCCCAUCCCCUCCAUCACCUGGAGAACUUCCACACGAAACAUCAGCAGUGAAGAAAAGGCUUCGUGGACUCGACCAGAGAAGCAAGAGACUCUGGAUGGGCACAUGGUGGUACGGAGCCAUGCUCGUGUGUCCUCUCUGACCCUGAAGAGCAUCCAGUACACAGAUGCUGGAGAGUACAUCUGCACUGCCAGCAACACCAUCGGCCAGGACUCCCAGUCCAUGUACCUUGAAGUUCAAUAUGCACCUAAGCUCCAGGGCCCUGUGGCUGUAUACACUUGGGAGGGGAACCAGGUGAACAUCACCUGUGAGGUCUUUGCCUACCCAAGUGCCACAAUCUCCUGGUUCCGAGAUGGUCAGUUGCUGCCAAGCUCCAACUACAGCAAUAUCAAGAUCUACAACACUCCGUCUGCUAGCUACCUGGAGGUAACCCCUGACUCAGAAAAUGACUUUGGAAACUACAAUUGUACAGCAGUGAACCGCAUUGGACAGGAGUCCUUGGAAUUCAUCCUUGUUCAAGCAGACACACCAUCUUCUCCAUCCAUCGACCGGGUAGAACCAUACUCCAGCACAGCACAGGUGCAGUUUGAUGAGCCAGAGGCCACAGGAGGAGUGCCCAUCCUCAAAUACAAGGCUGAGUGGAAGUCACUGGGGGAAGAAGCAUGGCAUUUCAAGUGGUACGAUGCCAAGGAAGCCAACAUGGAAGGCAUUGUCACCAUCAUGGGCCUGAAGCCUGAGACAAGGUAUGCAGUACGACUGGCGGCCCUCAACGGCAAGGGUCUAGGCGAGAUCAGUGCAGCCACUGAGUUCAAGACACAGCCAGUCCGGGAACCCAGUGCACCCAAGCUGGAAGGGCAGAUGGGAGAAGAUGGGAACUCCAUCAAGGUGAACCUGAUCAAGCAGGAUGACGGAGGUUCCCCAAUCAGACAUUAUCUGGUCAAGUACCGAGCGCUUGCCUCUGAGUGGAAACCCGAAAUCAGGCUCCCAUCCGGCAGUGAUCACGUCAUGCUCAAGUCCCUGGACUGGAACGCCGAGUAUGAAGUAUAUGUGGUAGCUGAGAAUCAGCAAGGAAAAUCCAAGGCAGCUCAUUUUGUGUUCAGGACCUCAGCCCAGCCCACAGCCAUCCCAGCCACCCUGGGAGGAAGCUCCACCUCCUACACCUUGGUCUCACUGCUCUUCUCUGUGGUGACUCUUCUUUUGCUCUGUUAGGAACUUGAAAACAAACACACACACACACACACACACACACACACACACACACACACACACACAUUAUAAUUGCUUAAAAGCCCAGUUCCUAUGAAAAUGAUCAGUUGUUCCCCCCUUGAAAGAUCCUGUCAGGACUUCAGUUGUCCGGCCGCAGCUACUGAGCGAGAGUGUUCUGUGUGAACAAGGAAGGUCUUGGUGAUUGGCAACAGAUUUACCUCCUGAGAUUUUUGUCAUUCAGUGAUACCUUCCUGUCACUUCGCAUGGGGUCUUCUCCUUUUUUAAUAGCAGUUAAGAGAGAGAAAGAGAGAGAGAGAGAGAGAGAGAGAGAGAGAGAAAGAAUUUGAGAGAUAUUUCUUUCAAUACUAUUUUUCAAAAACAGCAUUAUGCAAGGUUUAUGGAGAUAUUUCUGCUAUCUGCUCCUUAUGUUUUUGUUGUUGUUCAUAAAUACAGCAGAGGAAGAAUUCUAGACUUCUAAACCUUGGCUCAGAUUGUUAAAGUCACCACAUGUGCCCUUCACUCUAACACUGCACCCUGCCCUCCACCUUUCAAUAGGCAGUUAGUUAGCUUUGCCUGCAUUUAAGUAUUUAAGUACCCAAGUUGUACUUAAGUAUUUAAGUACCAAGUAUUUAAGUACCCAUGUGGUGACUCACCUGAGCACUCUGCUGACAUGAUAGGUGAAUUAAAUCCUCCUGUGGCCCAUGCAGUGGGAAAGUUGAAAUCAUCUAUUUUCUGGAGCUGAUGAACAUUCUGGAAGGUGCUGUAAUGCUGGUGUUAGCCCAACAUCUUCUGCUGUCUCUAUGAAGAAGGCCAAACUGUGAUGUGCCCAAUAAGAAUGGGCUUUGGUAUCUGAAUCCCAACAGAGCUAAUUCUUCCACUUCACAGUAGGAUGCUUCAGAUGAACACUAAACCUCCAGAUCCUGGGAUCUGUGGUCCAGGCGUGACCUACAUCAUCACCAUAAGCACAGUAUGCCAGACAGGUUGGAAGCACACACUGUGAAUUAGUCAUCCCCCAUACCUUCUCCCCACAUGCUCCAAAGAGCACAAGGUAAGGGAUUGAGGGGAUGUACUACCCUGCACCCCCUACAGUGUUAAUACAUUUGGGCAGUCUGCCUGUCAGCACUUCCAGAAUGGUCCAGCUUCCCUAACGGCCACCACGGCACUUUUGAAAUUAUUAUGAAAAGCCAGAAUCUCCUGUCUGCUGUUGUACAAUUCACCCAGAAGAGGAAAUGGGUGUGUCACAUCGGACACAUGAGACCCAAGGCUGAAUACCACCCGCUAUUAUCAGCGUGUGAACUUUGGGAUGGACCGUCUAAUGAAUAAAAACUCCCUACCCUACCAUGGCACCUGUCAUUCUACCUAUCUCAUCUCUGAACAUCUCCACAGAUGUUUAAUUUUUGUUCUUUUGGGUUCUUUACCUGUUUCGUUUCUGUUGUUACAUUUUAAUGCUCAAAGACUAGCCUUUCCUUUUGGGAAUCCAAAUGACCCUGAAUUGUGGUCUGCAGGCAAAGCCAACUGUGUUGCCACCUGCCAGUAUCCCCAGUGCUCAGCCUAGAGGCUUCACAGUGCUCAGCACCUAAAACUGACAGUGCCUCUCGCUCAGCUAUGAACCUCUGCUCUGGAUCCUUGGCCUCUUCCCACCAGCUCAGCGAAACAAGAUGGCUCUUGGGCACAGGGCAGUACAGCAGAGAAAAGAACAUGGGGCCUUAGGGUCUGAUAUGAGAAUCGCAGGUCAGUUAAAGAAAGCUUCAGGGAAGGCAAGAGAGGUCCCACUGCGGUCCUCUUCUGAUGGCCCUGGAGAGAGAGAGAUAUCACACACAUUCACUUUAGGAGAACUCUGCCUCGGCCUCAUCACUGACACACUCACAAGAGAGGGACAGUGUCAAUAUUUCUAAAGGGACCGUUGGAGAUGAACCCUAAAUGUCCAGAGCCCUAGCAUGAUCCUGUACUCUUAGCAGACAUAGGUUCCAUCUGGAAAACCUUUGGGCUUAUUCCAGCCUGUUUAUGGCUUGUAAUGGUGUACUCUAUUGGAGACAGCUUUCGUGUGCACUCACCCUGGCCAGACACUGGGUCCCUCCAUGAAAGUUACGAUUCCUAGCCCAGCCAGGAGUCCUUAAGAGAGCAGCCCCCAGGUAGCCCCAAGGGAGUGAGUUCACCCCCACACAUACCUCUGCACUGUGAAUCAGUACAGAUACACCAUCUGCCAUGAGGGUUCUCUUAUCAUUUUUAGAAUAUUUAUACAGCAGGUUCAGAUCAUGUUUUUCUACUAAUAAGAAUGCUAACGUCAUUGUGUAGAUAAUCAGCAAGACUUUAUGAAGUUUACACCUUUGCAUUAUUAAAGGAUAUAACAGUUCAUGUAAACUCAA